Molecule: messenger RNA, 2469 nt
Organism: Linum trigynum
Lineage: Eukaryota; Viridiplantae; Streptophyta; Magnoliopsida; Malpighiales; Linaceae
Source: the annotation of a GenBank genome assembly
UUUAACCUUUCUUGUGAGAAAAUGAAAAUGCAGGUUAUGCUCAGGAAUACAAUAAUAGCAUGUUCUCUUUCGAUUCGAUUCAGGUUAAAUUUAAUCAAAUUAUUUACUAUUAUAUAUCCAAUAAAAUAAUAUAUCCAUCACAAUUUCCGAUACACAUUUUCCUUCCUACUUUCCUCCGUAAAACACAAUUUUCCUUUCAAUUUUCUUAACCUCAAAAUUAUCCCUCCCCUCCUAAUUUCCUUCCCUUCCCCUCCCCUCCCCCAUUUUCCUUCGGGAACAGAGGGUUUCCUAUUCCUGAACACCAAGAGAACAAAUUGUCAUAAAUAUUGUUGGAAACUGUUCAUCUGCUAGCCUGACCAACUCUCUACGAACAUUCAUCGUGAAAAGAGGGCCAAUGACAAUAAUACCUUUCCGAUUAUCAGAUCUUUCAAUAAAGCAGCUACUUGUAAUAGCAACAUCAGCCCUCUUCCGUUUUAAAUUCCAGAAUCCGCUCCUCGAUUGCUGUUUGCUGAACUGGCUCUGGGUAAAAAAACACACUGCACUACGGAAGGCCAAUAACUAUGUCAGAAUCUGAUACAAGCUGCUAAAUGUAGUAAAUAACCUUUAACCUUGGUGGUCAACAACAGCCCACCAAGCGUGCAAUGCAUCACAAUGCAUGCAUAUCACUUCUCUGAGUUACUGAACUAAAGCACUUCAAAAAGGAAAGAAAGAAUGAGUAACGACUACCAGACACUUGAUAAAUAUGGCAAUGGCAUUGUUUAACGCCAUAUGCAGAAAUGGAAUAAAAUGAGAGAGUAAGGAAGAAUUAGUUUUGUGUGUCCCAGCCACCUUAUAUCUGGGAAGACAAUAACGACUGCUACUUAACAAACCCCCACUGGCCCGCAUGAAUUUCCCAUCCUAUUUCUGGCCAGGAUAUGCUCAGCGUAAAAUAAUGAAGAUAAUCUGAAUCGAAAGAGAACAUGCUAAUUAUCUUUUCAGUAAAAAAUGCCGCUUAUGAGAAAAUGAAAAUGCAGCAGCUAAUCAGUAGAAAUGAGACACCAAAGACCAAUGACCGAUAUAACAUAUAUUUAUUCUUUUUUUGGUAGAAAGACAGACACCAAUGGCGUUCUUGGGAUAUACCCAUGACAUCAAAAUUGAUCCAGUGACAAAGACCUGAAUCGCACACAUCGAUAGAAUGUGUACCAAAAUGAAGGCUAUGGCGUCUAAUAGCUAAGAAAUCUGCAGCACAAUAGCAUUCUCUCUAUAAAUAUGCUCAAUCCGAACUUCCCAAGUGAGUGAAAGGAGCCCGCUUAAACUCCAGCGCAAGGGUACCAUAUCUAUGGUCGUCAUCAAUCAUCAUCCCUGUUCUUGAUGAUACUUAUAGCCGUGGUAGAGUCCAUACACAACUUGAUUUUUCUGUAUCCUUUCCUCCAUGUUGUUGCAACUCCUGUUUCAGCACCUUUCAGCUCCGCUCUUGUAAUGGUGCAGUUGCCGAGAUUCAUUGAGAAGGCCUCAUGGCAGCGUCCAAGGUGGUCUCGCAAGAGUCCUCCCCCAGCAGCUUUCCCUUCUUCAGCAUUCACAGAUCCGUCUGUGUUAAUCAUCAUCCAUCCUUCGUCUGGUAGUGACCAAGCAAGAUGUCUCCUCUCUUUCCUUGUGAUAUCCCCUGCCUUGAUCAUGUCAAUGUUUUGUCUUGCACUUCUCACAAUAUUGAAAUAGGCAAGGAUCCGGUGCAGCAGACUUUGUUCACAAUACUUCUUUCCAUAAGGGAUUUCUUCGUUACGCUGCUUCCAGAUAUGCCACAGGAUGAUCCCAAAAUCAAUCCCCUUCUCUUCAUCCUACGGGUUUUCGAUAAUCCCGCUAUCAGAGACAGUGACGGAAUGUCUAAGCUUCCUCCAAAGUCCUUCAGUUUCUUGCACUGUCUAAGAAGAUGUUCUGUCGUUUCCUGGCUGCUGCAUCCCGGGUGCUUACAGCUUCCAUCAUUCGUCAGCUUCCUUCGAGCUCUUUCCUGGUUGGUCAGCAGUCUCUCGUGCAAUGUCAGCCAAAGGAAGUGUCUGAUCCUCUUUGGUCCUUUCCACUUCCAAAGCUUCCUCCAUUCUUCCUCUUCUGUUGGCUCGAGCUCCUCGGCAGCAAGCUUGUAUGCUGACUUGAGUCUGAAUCUGCCAUCUGGCUCCAGCCCCCAAAGAGUUUUGUCAUCACCUUGUCCUUCCUUUGGCGUUUCAGCACCUGCAAUUAAAGACAGAACAUUCUCAGGGAGUUUUCCAUGCAAUCGUUCCCAAUUCCAGUCCCCUGAAAGAGUGACAAAAUUGCACACAGGUGCUCAUGGACCAAUUUUUGAAGCCAAAGUGUGGUCGUUGUUUAACCGUGAGGAUGAGGAAGUGAUUGGGAAUUAGGGAUUUCAAUUUUGUUCUUUCUUACUCCUGAAGCUGAAAAUAAUGUCAAAGCCUUGAAUAAUUCAAUACAACAAAAAGCAAAUAAAAAAAUAAUAAUUAU